AUGGGUUCUCAGCAACCGCAGAAGGCGCAGGCCUUGCCCAACCCAUAUGGCCUGCCAAAUCCAUACGCCCAGGCGAGCCUGCCGAAUCCGUACGCUGCAGCUACUGUUGCAUCGUCUGCGCCCGUUAAAUUUACAGAUGAGCAAGCAAAAGCCGAGCAGCAGAAGAAAGCACCUGCUUUUCAUAAUCCACACCACAUUAAGCGGCCUCAAGCAAAGAAAUUCGGCCCUGUCAAGAAGCCUGUCAUGCCUGCGGUAUCGUCUUCCACCACAAACUCCUCGGACCCAGUCGCAGCUCCAGCUUCAAGAACAGAGCAACAUGGCAUAGACUGGUACCGGAGCACCGCUGACGACGACGCAGCUAUCUUAGAGGAGCGGCGGCAUCGUCAGUACGAAGAGGCGCAAAAGAAGAAACAAAUGAAGAAGUUCCACAAGCAGUUUGGUUACUGGAACCCGACUGCCCCACACAAGCCAGAACGUUGGUCAAAUCUGAAGGCCUACAGGGCUAGUGGAGGGUACAGGCGCAAGCAAGAAGGAUUCAACGACUUCCUGCGAUCGGCUGCACGCCAGUCUGAGAGGCUGAGAGAAGAGAGCGAGGGUCCGAACGUUCAAGAACCCAUAUCGACGCCAGGUUCAGCCUCACCACCACCCUCGUUCUCCGCGAAGCCCAGUUUCGCGCCACCAGCGUCCUACGAUAUCCCUACGGCAUCCACCGAACAAGACGAUGAAGAUCCCUACACUCGCCGCAUGCGUCUCUCAGAACAGCAGUCGAUUGCACCACCGCCUCCACCAUCUGAGCCUCAGCCACAUAGCUUCUCCCAACAAGCGACUGUGUCCGACGACGUUCCGCCUCCACCGCCUCCACCGCCACCACCUAGCGCCGGUGCACCUGGUACGGCAACUACCAGCUCCUCGAUCUACAACAACGCCACAAUCUCCGCACCUCCAGUGCGCUACGCCAACGCUACGAUCUCUGCGCCGCCCGUUCGGUAUGAACAGCCAGCUGCACCACCCUCGAAUGACGAAUCCGAAUUCUACGAGCGCCCUGCCAAACGACCCAAGAUAAGCAAAGCGGAAGCAAUGAUGGCGAAAAUGGGCUACGUCAAGGGACAAGGUCUGGGCAAGAACAACGACGGUGUCACCACGCAUCUGGAGGUCAAGAUUCGAAAGCCUGCGCCAGGCGGUGGAUCCAGUAUCUUCGACGACGGCGAGGGUAACAAAGUCAAGAGCGCGCAAGUCUGGGACGUGCGUGGUGGGGAGAGGAAGAAAGACGAGCCGGGCCAGUUUGGCGAAGAAAGCCCAGUGGUCGUUGCCUGGGGUUGCGUCGAAGGGGUCGACUGGAAGGAGAACGCCGAGAGGGACGACGGAGGGAUUCGACAGGAUAUGGGAGACGUGUUCAGCACAAAGUUCGGUCCUGUCGAGCGGCUGCAGGUCGAUGAGUCGAAUCCGGACGGCGUGGUGUACAUCCACUUCAAGUCGGUCCUGAGCGCUCUCAACGCUGUCAACCGCUUCGCCGAAGGCUUUCAAUAUCGCGGCAGGAACAUUCGCGCGCAGUACUACGACGAACGCAAGUUCCAUGCUGGCACAUUUGAUCACUAA
Messenger RNA from Boeremia exigua, 1596 nucleotides. RefSeq lists its product as uncharacterized. The record is from RefSeq and is a predicted model, not a curated record. NCBI's taxonomy places the organism in Eukaryota, Fungi, Ascomycota, Dothideomycetes, Pleosporales, Didymellaceae. Gene Ontology annotation, cellular component: precatalytic spliceosome. The coding region runs from base 1 to 1596 and encodes 531 amino acids. Gene Ontology annotation, biological process: mRNA cis splicing, via spliceosome. The transcript has 4 exons. Gene Ontology annotation, molecular function: RNA binding.